AUGCCAACCCUCCAAGUCACCCCAAGGUCCUCGGAUCUCCUUCAGACAGUGGCCGACACACUGGGCAAAUCGCGAAGGGUUGUCGUCAUUACUGGUGCUGGCAUCAGUACGAACUCGGGCAUACCAGACUUUCGCUCGCAGAACGGUCUCUAUUCCCUGAUCCAAUCUCAGUAUGACAAGGCUCAGGCAUCUGCGCUCGCCCGUGAUGACGAGGACGAAUUCGAGUCGAGUGGCCGAGCAGCCAAGCGUCGGCGUACUUCGAUAGAUCGCGCUUCAACUGAAGAUAGAGACGCGUCAGAGCACGAGAAUUCGGAGGCUGAAGACACGAACUUGACGGAAGGCGACUCAAUCCAGGCCUUGGAAUUACCGAGCCUACCUCCACUACAUCCUAAUCCAGUCGCUAAGUUGACCUGCGACGAGGUUUUAGCGAGGAACCACGCGCCGCUAACCACGGCUCCUUCCAUCACCCGACUGACACGAUCACGUGCAUCUGGGAUCUCAGAUACGACACAGCAAGGGGGAUCAUAUUCAGAUCCUUCGGUCAUGUCCCACGAAUCAGCAAUAUCAAAUCCAGGGCUUUCGACAACUUCUUCUCAGACGGACGAAAUGGACUCUCCAGAUGAAGGUGAAGAUUCGAUCCAAUGUGUGCCCUACCGCACACCAAAAAAGUCGCGAUUAGCUGCCAUGUUCAGCUCUUCCCCUCUGUCUUCACCACCUCCGAUUCUGUGGGACCCAUACGAGAACGCGUUGCCCUCCACUGAUAUAAGCUCCCAACCUGCAUCAGACUCGUCAGACGAUUCGGAUGCAGAAAAUGCAGAGCACUCUGUCAACUUCUUUUCCACCUCCCAAGGCACACGACUACGCACGAUGAAAGGGCGAGACUUGUUCGACAGUAACAUCUGGGCUGAUCCCGUCAAGACAUCGGUAUUCUACCGGUUUGCCACCUCAUUGCGGCAGAAGGUCAAAGAUAUUGAGCCAACGGCAACGCAUCGGUUCAUUGCUCAAUUGCGGGAUGUCGGGAAGCUGGCUCGAGUCUACACGCAAAACAUUGAUGAGAUCGAGAAGAAACUGGGGUUGUCAACUGACCUGAAUCACGGGGCAGGCAGCAAGCGACGACGCUCUGCCAAGGCGGUCAUGCAGCUGCAAGCAGAGCAGUCGAGCGAAAAUAUCCAGCAGACUGUUGGGGAAGGCUCACAAGAGCUUUCAUCGCAAUUCGUGGACAAGCUUCCAGGCGCGGUAGACAAUGCAGACUCACUCGAAAGACGCGAGCAAAAGCGCCCAAGAGCCACGAUACCACCAGAGAGAGGUGUGGAGUGCGUGUUUUUGCACGGAUCCCUUUCCUCCCUGAGAUGCUUCUUGUGUGGCAAAGUUGCAGAUUGGGACGAAGACGAUCGCGAGUCCUGUACCCUCUCCGGGGAGCAACCGGAGUGUCCCCAUUGUGCUGGCGCAGCAGCCGCUCGUGUUGAGAAAGGGCGGAGGGCCUUAGGGGUUGGCAAGCUGCGCCCAGAUAUUGUGCUAUACGGCGAGGAGCAUCCGCAGUCAGACUUGAUCUCCCCAAUUGUCCAGCACGACCUUUCUGCCGGGCCCGAUGUGCUCCUCAUUCUUGGCACAAGUCUACGAGUUCAUGGUUUGAAGAUCAUGGUCAAGGAGUUUGCCAAGUCUGUACACAGCAAGGGAGGGAAAGUUGUCUUUGUCAACUUCACCAAACCCUCCGAGAGUGUUUGGGGUGACGUACUCGACUACUGGAUCGAAUGGGAUUGCGACGCUUGGGUAAACGACCUGCGAGAGCGUAGACCAAGUCUGUGGAUGUCGACCGAGGAGGUUCAAGAGCAAGAUCGACAAAGACGCGAAAUAAUUGCCGAAAAGAAGCGCGAAAGCCUUAUUCGACGCGAGAACACGAUAGAGAAGAGGCGUGAAAGCCUGGGAGAGAAGCAAACCACAUGCAACGACAGCAGCAGAGUACCGGCGAAGAACCCACAAAGCAUGCGAAAUGACAUGCAAUGUGGUGCUUAUCUCGUAUGGGAAAUUAUGCAGUCUCUUGCGAAGAUUGGAAAGCGCCCAUUUGAUAACCUGGCUACCAUCGUGGAAGCACCAUUGCGUGCAAAGGAAACACCUAUUCCGCCACCUACUCUGCCGGUCUUCGCUCGUCUCCUCCGGGAGAAGCCUAGCAUUACUAUGUCCGCAGUCAACGAACCAGCGAGGGUUGAGGUUACCGCGGGCACGGCACUCUGCGCGCCAGCUUCGACCCCUGCGCAAAAGCUUGCAGGCGACAUCUCGUCAACCCCAGCGAAACGGAAACGAGCACGCAAGUCUGCGCCGGCGAAUCUUUGCUCGGCCCUGGAAGCCGGUUUGGAGGCCAAUAUGAGCUCCACGGUGCCUAGGCAUCAGCCUCAGCUUUCAUCGAUCCAACAAUUCAAGAAAGCAGCUGGCAGUUUGCCCCGCGCCAGCGAUGCGGAUGCUGUGGUUAGGAUGAGCGUCCUCAGCCGGCCGCCCUCACCAAUGGCGCUUGCAGCGACCAUUAUAUCUCCUUCGCAGUCGAUCCCUGACGUCUCAGCCGCAUCCAUCGGCGCAGCCGUCAAGAGCAACCCGCGACGGAGGAAACCCAAAGUGAUAUAUGAUCCUACACCAGAAAAGGAGGUCAGGCAAGCUGGCAAGAGGCUUCUACCACCCCCGAUCCCAUCGCCACCUACUCGGCCAGAACAGCGACAAGGGCAAGAAGGAACGCCACAGUUCGAGAGCAGGACGUUCCUACCUCGGCUCUCUGUCGAAGCGACUGGACCAGCACCGUUUCUCGAGAUGAAGCUGCAGCUUAGUCCGCUGCAGUAUCCUGUGAGGAACAUCCGGCCAGCUCCAUAUGUGUUCCCCGAGGAGACGUUUCGAAUGAGCUUUAGUGACCCCUUGCGGAAACUCGGCUAUCAUGGAAUACCGGAGCCCAUGGCAGUCACAGCACCUCAACUCCCCGGCUCUCCGGAGGAUGCCAGACAAGAUGUUGAACGGGCAGCAUCGGAGCAGCUGCUCCGUGAGGAGGAAGCGGCGCAGACCUUGGCGUGGAUGCAAGGUAUCUCUGGCCGCUAA
Molecule: messenger RNA, 3075 nt
Organism: Microdochium trichocladiopsis
Lineage: Eukaryota; Fungi; Ascomycota; Sordariomycetes; Xylariales; Microdochiaceae
Exons: 2
Coding region: 1-3075 (1024 amino acids)
Molecular function (GO): NAD+ binding
Source: RefSeq, a predicted model, not a curated record